AUGCAGCUGUUGUGGACACUUCGUGAUGAAAACGGUCAAAGACUGAAUUGGGAUCAGUCACUACCCUCAACGGUGGGUGAGAUUUGGAACAAGUACCACCAACAACUGUCUCUGCUUAAUACCAUUCGCAUCGAACGUUGUGUAGUCAUUCCCAAAGCAGUGUCUAUUCAAUUUCACUGCUUUUCAGACGCUUCGGAGAAAGCGUACGGCGCGUGUCUCUACGUGAAGGGUUGGAACUCAAACGGAGAGGUAUGGGUACGAUUACCAACCUCCAAAUCACGGGUUGCACCUUUACAAGUGCAAACCAUUCCUAGGCUGGAAUUAUGCGGAGCUCGUCUCGCUGCCCAGUUGUUCGAGAAGGUUUCUCGGUCAAUAAAAUUUACUGCACCAGUAUAUUUUUGGACGGACUCCACCUGCGUCCUGUGUUGGAUACGAGCAACUCCAGCUACAUGGACAACUUACGUGGCCAAUCGGGUGGCCACAAUUCUAUCGCUUACCGAGAUUUCCCAGUGGAACCAUGUUCCUGGAAUCCAUAACCCGGCCGAUCUGAUUUCCAGAGGGAUUGCGCCGGAGGACAUCGUACACAAUCUGUUUUGGUGGCAGGGACCGCAGUGGUUGGCGAAAGAAGAGAAUGAAUGGCAUCGUUUUCCAGAAACUUCACUGGCAGAAGAAGAAGAGGCAGAGGAAAAACGUCGCACCGUAUAUGCCGGAACGGUUUCAUCGAUCACCGAGUUCAAUAACGCAUACCUAACCCGCUUCUCGUCGUACACAGACCUAAUUCGUCGAACUGCCUACUGGUUACGUUUGAAACGGCUUCUGCGCACGAAGGAAAAGAAGGAUUCCUUUUUCUUAUCUACCAAAGAACUGAAGGAAGCGGAAACCGCACUGAUCAGUUUAGUCCAACAGGAAGUAUUUGUUGAGGAGCGUAAGGCAUUAAUGAAAAAGGAAGCGGUUUCCAGAAGGUCACCAUUACGAUGGUUUAAUCCAUACCUGUCGGAGAAUCAGGUAAUCCGCUUGGGAGGGCGUCUUAAGCACGCAUUAGAAUCAGAGAACGUAAAGCACCCAGUAGUUCUACCAGCCAACCAUUACUUCACGCGUCUGCUUUUACGAUAUUACCAUGAACGCCUUUUGCACGCUGGACCUCAAUUGCUAUUAAGUGUUGUUAGACUUAAAUUUUGGCCAUUAGGAGGAAGGAGUGUUGUGAGACAUAUCAUACACCGCUGUAAGACCUGCUAUCGGACUAAACCCACCACAGUUCAGCAAAUGAUGGGGGAUUUACCAACAGCCGAUACUCUAAACUCCAAAAUCGACGAUCGGAAAACAUCGCCGGAGAAGCAUUCAGCUGCUGUUGGACCUAUAAAUCUGAUCGAAUAA
Messenger RNA from Wyeomyia smithii (pitcher-plant mosquito), 1374 nucleotides. RefSeq lists its product as uncharacterized. The transcript has a single exon. NCBI's taxonomy places the organism in Eukaryota, Metazoa, Arthropoda, Insecta, Diptera, Culicidae. The record is from RefSeq and is a predicted model, not a curated record. The coding region runs from base 1 to 1374 and encodes 457 amino acids.